UGGUGAUUUGACGGGUGAGAUCUUGAAGAACAACUUCCGACGUGACGAGGCGAACGAACCUGGGAUCAUCGUUUGGCACGCUAUGCAUAUCAGAUCUUUUCGGGACUGGCCUAUCUUCAUUACCACAAGAUCGUCCACCGGGACAUCAAACCGGAAAAUUUUAUGCGCACCACGCCUGACGAAAGGGAGUCUCAACUGGUCCUGAUUGAUUUGGGCGUCUCAGCCAAUCUGAAGGUCACACCCAUCCUGAAUGAGACUGUCGGCACCUUGACGACCAUUGCACCUGAGCUCUUCUUGGGCGACUACGAUGAGAAGUGCGACCUUUGGAGUGUUGGAAUGACUCUCUACAUGUGCGCGGUUUGUAUGGAACCCUGGCAGAAUGCAAAAGGGCACAUGAGUGAAGAAGAGAUGCAAGCGUGUUUGGAGAAUCCGGAAUGGGAAGUGCCCUAUGAUGAGAGGAGAUGGUUCAGGAAGUCCCCUGAAGUCACAGAGCUGGUGAAACAGCUUCUCCAAAGAGAUCCCAAUGUGCGUCCACGAGCACGUGAGGUUUUGGCAACCAACCAGUGGAUUGACAAGACAGGGGAAGAACAACCGGGAUGCUGCGGCUGUUUUGGCUGAUGCCGGGAAACAUUCUAUUUUUGCAGGGCCAAAAGUCAAAGGCGGACCAGAGCAUCACCCUCAAAUCCAUCAUUUU
This is a messenger RNA of Cladocopium goreaui, 694 nucleotides long. Lineage: Eukaryota; Dinophyceae; Suessiales; Symbiodiniaceae. The record is from the annotation of a GenBank genome assembly.